AUGGCUUUAGCCGGGCUCUGCGCCCUGCUUGCCUGCUGCUGGGGGCCGGCGGCGGUGCUGGCCACGGCCGCCGGCGACGUGGACCCAUCCAAGGAGCUGGAGUGCAAGCUCAAGAGCAUCACGGUGUCGGCGCUGCCCUUCCUGCGCGAGAACGACCUGAGCAUCAUGCACAGCCCCUCGGCCUCCGAGCCCAAGCUCCUCUUCUCGGUGCGCAACGACUUCCCGGGAGAAAUGGUCGUGGUGGACGACCUGGAAAACACGGAGCUGCCCUACUUCGUGCUGGAGAUCUCAGGGAACACAGAGGACAUCCCUCUGGUGCGCUGGAGGCAGCAAUGGCUGGAGAACGGCACUUUGCUUUUUCAUAUUCAUCACCAAGAUGGUGCCCCCAGUCUCCCUGGACAAGACCCAACGGAAGAACCCCAGCAUGAGUCAGCAGAAGAGGAACUGAGGAUCCUGCAUAUCUCAGUCAUGGGUGGCAUGAUUGCUCUGCUGCUGUCCAUCUUGUGCCUGGUGAUGAUCCUAUACACUCGCCGGCGCUGGUGCAAGCGCCGCAGGGUGCCCCAGCCCCAGAAGAGUGCCAGUGCCGAGGCGGCCAACGAGAUUCACUACAUUCCCUCUGUGCUGAUCGGCGGGCACGGACGGGAGAGUCUGCGCAAUGCCCGCGUGCAGGGCCACAACUCCAGUGGCACCCUGAGCAUCCGGGAGACCCCCAUCCUGGACGGCUAUGAGUACGACAUCACGGACCUGCGCCACCACCUGCAGAGGGAGUGCAUGAACGGAGGGGAGGACUUCGCCAGCCAGGUCACCCGCACCCUGGACUCCCUGCAGGGCUGCAACGAGAAGGCGGGGAUGGACCUCACCCCAGGAAGCGACAAUGCCAAGCUAUCGCUGAUGAACAAGUACAAGGAUAACAUCAUUGCCACCAGCCCCGUGGACUCCAACCACCAGCAGGCCACUCUGCUCUCGCAUACCUCCAGCAGCCAGAGAAAGCGGAUCAACAACAAGGCAAGAGCUGGUUCCGCCUUCCUGAACCCUGAAGGAGAUUCUGGCCCCGAGACGGAAAACGACCCCCAGCUGACCUUCUACACCGACCCCUCACGGAGCCGGAGGCGCAGCAGAGUGGGCUCUCCCCGAAGUCCUGUGAAUAAGACCACCUUGACGCUGAUCAGCAUCACCAGCUGUGUGAUUGGCCUCGUGUGCUCCUCCCAUGUCAGCUGCCCCCUCGUUGUCAAAAUCACCCUGCACGUCCCCGAACACCUGAUCGCCGAUGGGAGCCGCUUCAUCCUGCUGGAGGGGAGCCAGCUGGAUGCCAGUGACUGGUUGAACCCAGCUCAAGUGGUGCUCUUCUCUCAACAGAACUCCAGUGGGCCCUGGGCCAUGGACCUCUGUGCCCGGCGGCUCCUGGACCCCUGUGAACACCAAUGUGACCCCGAAACUGGGGAAUGUCUCUGCUACGAAGGUUACAUGAAGGAUCCAGUACACAAGCACCUUUGCAUUCGGAAUGAAUGGGGCACAAACCAGGGGCCUUGGCCUUACACAAUAUUUCAGCGGGGCUUUGACCUGGUUUUGGGAGAACAGCCUUCUGAUAAAAUAUUCAGAUUCACCUACACCCUUGGGGAGGGCAUGUGGCUGCCCCUCAGCAAGAGCUUUGUGAUUCCACCGGCUGAACUGGCCAUUAACCCUUCCGCGAAGUGUAAGACGGACAUGACAGUGAUGGAGGAUGCUGUGGAGGUCAGGGCCCCCCCGAUGACCUCGUCCUCCUUUGACAGCCUGGAGGUUCUGCUGGAUUCCUUUGGGCCAGUGCGCGACUGCAGCAAGGAUAACGGGGGCUGCAGUAAGAACUUCCGCUGCAUCUCAGACCGCAAGCUGGACUCCACUGGUUGCGUGUGCCCGUCCGGACUGAGCCCCAUGAAGGACAGCUCUGGCUGCUAUGACCGCCACAUUGGGGUGGACUGUUCAGAUGGCUUCAACGGCGGCUGCGAGCAGCUGUGUCUCCAGCAGAUGGCGCCCUUCCCGGACGACCCCGCCUUGUACAACAUCCUCAUGUUUUGCGGGUGCAUCGAGGAUUACAAGCUCGGUUUGGAUGGUCGCUCUUGCCAACUCAUCAUGGAGACCUGCCCGGAGGGAGGAGACUGUGGGGAAAGCAGGGAGGUUCCCAUGAACCAGACCCUCUUUGGGGAGAUGUUCUUUGGUUACAACAACCAUUCCAAGGAAGUGGCUGCAGGACAAGUGCUGAAAGGAACAUUCAGGCAAAACAACUUUGCUCGAGGUUUAGACCAGCAACUGCCAGAUGGUCUUGUGGUGGCCACUGUCCCCCUGGAGAAUCAGUGCCUGGAGGAAAUCUCGGAGCCCACCCCCGACCCCGAGUUCCUGACUGGGAUGGUGAACUUCAGUGAGGUGUCUGGAUACCCCGUGUUGCAGCACUGGAAGGUCCGGUCUGUGAUGUACCACAUCAAACUCAACCAAGUGGCGGUCUCUCAGGCCCUCAGCAAUGCGCUCCACUCCCUGGAUGGGUCUACAUCGCGUGGGGAUUUUGUGGCCUUGUUGGACCAGUUUGGCAACCAUUACAUCCAGGAAGCUAUCUAUGGCUUUGAGGAGUCCUGUUCCAUCUGGUACCCAAACAAGCAGGUGCAGCGGCGACUCUGGCUGGAGUAUGAGGACAUCAGCAAAGGCAACUCCCCAUCCGACGAGUCAGAGGAGCGGGAAAGAGACCCGAAGGUGCUGACCUUCCCAGAAUACGUCGCCAGCCUGUCAGAGUCUGGCACCAAGCGCAUGGCGGCUGGAGUCCGCAUGGAAUGCCAGAGCAAAGGACGAUGCCCCUCAUCCUGCCCCCUGUGUCAUGUGACAUCCAGCCCUGACACUCCUGCUGAGCCAGUUCUGCUGGAGGUGACCAGAGCAGCCCCCAUCUAUGAACUGGUGACCAACAACCAGACCCAGAGGCUCUUGCAGGAGGCCACCAUGAGCUCACUCUGGUGCUCAGGGACUGGAGAUGUCAUCGAGGACUGGUGUCGAUGCGACUCCACAGCUUUUGGAGCGGAUGGACUCCCCACCUGUGCACCUCUCCCACAGCCUGUGCUGAGACUCUCCACAGUUCAUGAGCCCAGCAGCACCCUCGUGGUCCUAGAGUGGGAACACUCAGAGCCUCCAAUCGGGGUGCAGAUUGUAGAUUACCUCAUCCGUCAGGAAAAGGUCACUGACAGGAUGGACCACUCCAAAGUGGAGACAGAAACAGUACUGAGCUUUGUGGACGACAUCAUCUCUGGAGCAAAGUCUCCUUGUGCCAUGCCUGCUCAGGUGCCAGACAAGCAGCUCACCACUAUCUCUCUGAUCAUUCGAUGCCUGGAACCGGACACCAUCUACAUGUUCACCCUGUGGGGAGUGGACAACACCGGACGGCGCUCCAGGCCCAGCGACGUGAUCGUGAAGACCCCCUGCCCCGUGGUGGACGAUGUCAAGGCCCAGGAAAUAGCAGACAAGAUCUACAAUCUCUUCAAUGGCUAUACCAGUGGGAAGGAGCAACAGACAGCCUAUAACACCCUCCUGGAUCUGGGUUCCCCUACCCUACAUCGAGUCCUCUACCACUAUAACCAGCACUAUGAGAGUUUUGGAGAAUUCACCUGGCGGUGUGAGGAUGAAUUAGGCCCCAGGAAAGCUGGCCUCAUCCUUUCCCAGCUGGGGGAGCUCAGCAGUUGGUGCAAUGGCCUCCUUCAGGAACCCAAGAUAAGCUUGCGACGAGGCUCCCUUAAGUACCUGGGCUGCCGCUACAGUGAGAUCAAGCCCUAUGGACUCGACUGGUCAGAGCUCAGCCGGGACCUCAGGAAGACAUGUGAAGAGCAGACCCUGAGCGUCCCUUACAACGACUAUGGGGACAGCAAAGACAUCUAG
Odobenus rosmarus divergens (Pacific walrus) is the source of this 3885-nucleotide messenger RNA. It is a transcript of the gene ASTN1, whose product is annotated as astrotactin 1. Bases 1 to 3885 code for a protein of 1294 amino acids. The transcript has 23 exons. NCBI's taxonomy places the organism in Eukaryota, Metazoa, Chordata, Mammalia, Carnivora, Odobenidae. Gene Ontology annotation, biological process: neuron cell-cell adhesion; neuron migration. The record is from RefSeq and is a predicted model, not a curated record. Gene Ontology annotation, molecular function: protein binding.